Molecule: messenger RNA, 1026 nt
Organism: Populus euphratica (Euphrates poplar)
Lineage: Eukaryota; Viridiplantae; Streptophyta; Magnoliopsida; Malpighiales; Salicaceae
Exons: 3
Coding region: 1-1026 (341 amino acids)
Source: RefSeq, a predicted model, not a curated record
AUGAGUGAUGAAUUGAUUACCUUGGAAUAUAAUAAAACCUGGACUGUUAUUGAUCUACCUCGUGGUAAGGUUGUUAUUGCUUGUAAAUAUGUUUACAAGACUAAGUUUCAUGCUAAUGGCAGUAUUGAGAGACUAAAGGCUCAGCUUGUCGAUAAAGGUUUUUCACAGCAAGCUGGAAUUGACUAUAUAGAAACUUUCUCCCCUGUCGCAAAGCUUGUCACCUUCAGAGUUCUUCUUUUUGUCAUAGCAAUAAAUGGGUGGUCUUUUUUACAAUUUGAUGUUAACAAUGCCUUUCUUCACGGUGAUCUAGAGGAAGAAAUCUACAUGCACAAACCUCCUAGCUACUUUAUCAGUGGCUUUAAUCAAGUCUAUAAGUUUUUUAAGAGUCUAUAUGGACUCAAGCAAGCUUCUCGCAAAGGUAUUCAUCUCAGUCAAAGAAAGUAUGCUCUCGACAUCUUGGCUGAUUCAGGUACCUUAGCCAGGAAACCUCUCAAAUUGUCCUUUGAACAAAACUUCAAGCUCAGCAAGACUUCUGGGGUUCCAUUAUCAGAUCCCAGCACCUAUCGCCGCCUCAUUGGCCAUCUUUUAUAUCUCACCAUCAUCAAACCAAAUAUUUGUUAUCUUGUUCAAAUUCUUAGUCAGUAUAUAGACACUCCUAUGACUACACAUCUCGCAACAGCUCAUCGAAUCCUUCAUUACAUCAAGCAGUCAGUCAAGGGUUACUGUAUAUUUCUUAGCAACUCCCUUAUUUCUUGGAAAUUCAAGAAACAAUCCAUCGUAUCCCACUCCUUAGCUGAGACAGAAUAUCAGUCUAUGGCUUCCACUUGCUCAGAACUAACAUGGCUUCGUUAUCUCCUUCAAGACCUUCAUGUAUCUCAUCCUCAAGCAACCCAGCUUUACUAUGACAAUCAGGCUGCCUUACACAUUGCUGCUAAUCUAGUUUUCCAUGAACGAACAAAACAUAUUGAAUUGGAUUUUCGUGCCAUUCGUGACAAGAUACAAGAUAGCAGCAUUACAACAAGAUAG